AUGAUGAUAAGUUUGUUGGACCUGAGCCUACUCCCGAGCAAAGCAGCUGUACGCGAGAUUAUUGUCACUGGUUUGGCUGAUCCUGAAUCCAAAAUCCGUGUAGUCAGUGCCUACGUUGUUUCUCGCAUUGCACAUGACGAUUUCCCCGAAGACUGGCCCAACUUGUUUGAUAUUCUGUUGAGCUACCUUAAAUCCAACAGCUCUGAAAGUGUCCAUGGUGCUAUGCAUGUCUUGUUAGAAAUGGUCAAGAGAGACAUCAGUAUUCAACAAUUACCUCAGAUCGGUCCUGUAUUAGUGCCUGAAAUGUACCGCAUCUUGACUUCAGAUAACGUGUAUUCCUUCAGUACCCGUGGAAGAGCAGUCAACAUCUUGACAAGUUGUAUUGAAAUGUUAUCUACAUUACGUGAAGAAAACCCUGCUUUAGCAGAGCAAUUCAUUGCACCAAUUAUUCCUCAAUGGAUGGAAGCAUUCAAUGUGAUCCUUAAUCACCAUGUUCAAAAUGACGCAGAGAAAGCAACUGAAGAAUACGGUCUCAAGAUGAAGGUUGUCAAAUGUAUUUGUACUAUCAAUGCUGAAUUCCCCAAAUACAUCUCCCCUUCUCUUCCUCAGAUCUUUGAACCUAUUUGGAUGGAUUUAUACAACUUGCGUGAACGUUAUGUUCAAGAAUUUGUCAGUGAAUCAGGCGAUAUUGGAGAGACCUUUCAGGAUUCUGAGGGUAAUGAAAUUGGUUUUCAAAACUUGUUGUAUGUCUUGUUUGAUUUCAUUUCAGCUGCAUGUAAGAAAAAGACAGUCAGAGACUUAUUUGUGAAUGCUGAAGGUGCUGCCACUGGCUUCUUUGAACAAUUACUGUAUGUUUAUCUUGUGUAUAUGCAAAUCACGCAAGAACAGAUUGAAAUGUGGUCUAAUGACGCAAACCAAUUUGUGGCUGAUGAAGAAGACGGUACUUUUACGUUUAAUGCCCGUGUUGCUUCCAUUGAUGUCCUCUUGUCUUUGCAAGAAACAUUCCCUGUGCCUUUCUUCAAUGCAUUGACGGCUGCUGUUCAACGUCACGUUGCUGAAUCUGUUGAGGCUCGUAAGGCAGGUAAUGCAGACUGGUGGAAGAUUCAAGAAUCUUGUUUGUUGGCUGUGGGUCGUGUGUCUGAAGAAUUGAUGGAUGCUUUGGCUGAUGAAAACAAGACGGUUCAAUUUGAUUUAAAGAGCAUGUUUGAUCAUGUUGUUUUAGAAGACAUGAAGGCUAAUGAAUAUCCAUUCUUACAAGGCCGUGCUUUUGUCUUUGCUUCUGAGUUCGCAAAGAUUUUGCCUAAUGAUAUGUCAAGUCAAUAUGUUGCUGUUGCUGUCCAAGCAUUACAAGCUCCCAGCAGCGGUAUUCCUGUCAAGAUUUCUGCCUUGAGAGCCUUAGAUAACUACUGUAAAUACUUGAACCCCGAUCAUGUCACUCCCUAUCAAGUCAAUAUCAUGGAGGGUACAUGCCAACUCUUGCCUAUGGCUACUGAAGAAUCUCUCAUGUUAUUACUGGAUACCUUGGCUUCAGCUGUCAAGAUCAACCAAGAAGUGACUGCACGCUAUGAGCAUAUCUUGACACCUGCCAUCUUGCAAAUCUGGCAAAAGUAUGCUACAGACUCUAUCAUUACCAGCUAUAUUCUUGAUCUAUUUGAAGAGUUUGCUAAAAACACAUUUUACUAUGCUGCUUUAUGCAAGACUGCUCUUCCUUUUGUCAAUCAAGUCUUUUCUACACCCAACACAGACCCUGUUGUACAUGCUUCUGCUGUUGAUUUACUGACAGCCAUGGCUGCUUAUGGACCUUCUCCUUUACCUGAGGAAUUCACAGAACAAAUGUUCCCUGGAUUAAUGCAAUUGACCUGGAGUGUACCUGACAUUGAUUUACUUCAAAGUGCUCAAGAAUGUCUCAAGACAUUGAUCAGUAAAGACGCUGACCAUAUUAUGCGAUGGCGCGAUCCUUCAGGCAAAUCAGGCUUAGAUUACAUUAUUCACUUUAUUGCCAAAUUAUUAGAACCUACUGGCUCUGAUUCAGAUGCUAUCUUUGUCGGUGAUCUGAUUGUUACUCUAAUUCAAAAGGUGGGUCAUGGCAUUGCGCCUGUCUUGCCUGACCUCUUGACGGCCGUCUUGGGUCGCUUGAUGAACACAGACUAUCAACCUUUUAUUCAAUCGCUUGUGAUGGUCUUUGCUCACCUUAUUAUUUCUCAACAAGAGACUGUUUUCCAGUUCCUGUGUGAUGCACAAAUCAAUGGCAAGAGUGGACUAGAAGUCCUAAUGACCACUUGGUGUGAUAAUUAUGAUAGUUUCUCGGGCUAUUAUACCAUGAAAGUCAGUGCUAUUGCUUUGUCCAAGAUCUUUGCUUCGAAUGAUCCUCGACUUGCUAAUAUUACUGUUAAGGGUGAUAUUGUUGUAAACCCUAAUGCUGGUAUUGUGACACGUUCAAGAGCAAAGAGAAAUCCUGAUCAAUACACGGCUAUUCCAUUGACUGCCAAGAUCAUUAAGCUUUUAGUUGCUGAUGCUACCACGGCUUAUAUGAACGAACAAGCUCCAGCUGAAGAUGCUGAGUCUGUGGAUGAUGAAGGAGGUGAUUGGGAAGAUGUGGAUGAUGAGCCUUUCUCUACUCGUAUUAAUCUUUUGUCUGACAUGUUGGCUCAAGUGAACGAUAAUGACGAUGAAGAAGACAACCCAGAAUUAAAGAAUGAUCCCAUCUACCAAACAGACAUGAAGGCUUAUUUGACUGAAUUCUUCCGUAAUUGCAAUACACAUAAUAUCAACCACUUUCAUGAAAUCUGUCAAACUCAGCUCAAUCUUGAAGAAAAGCAAACAUUGGAAUAUGUUCUUCGUCAAUAA
Molecule: messenger RNA, 2847 nt
Organism: Gilbertella persicaria
Lineage: Eukaryota; Fungi; Mucoromycota; Mucoromycetes; Mucorales; Choanephoraceae
Product: armadillo-type protein
Exons: 7
Coding region: 1-2847 (948 amino acids)
Biological process (GO): protein import into nucleus
Cellular component (GO): cytosol; nuclear envelope
Source: RefSeq, a predicted model, not a curated record